UUUUGGCAUUUUGCAUGUUUUUUUAAUCACAUUCUCCUAAUUGCUCUGUCUUUUCAGUCACAUUGAGUUUCUUUGCUAUGUCUAUAGAACCUUCAUCAACCUCUCUGGCUAUCUCAGAUGGACAAUCCAAGAUUUCCAGAAAACCCAAAUAUUCUAGAUUCACACAGCAAGAACUUCCUGCAUGGCAACCAAUUCUAACACCUGGAUGGGUCAUUUCAAUAUUUACAUUUAUAGGACUCAUAUUCAUUCCUAUUGGGAUUGCUUCAUUGUUUGCAUCAGAGCAUGUGGUGGAAGUUCCGUUUCGAUACGAUGAUCAAUGCCUUCCAUCUACUUAUAGGGACAAUGCAAUGGAAUAUAUAAAAGAUGAUAGGACUAACAAAACUUGCACCAAGAAAUGGACUGUUAUGAAUAAAAUGAAAGCUCCAGUCUAUGUAUAUUAUCAGCUUGGUAAUUUUUACCAGAACCAUCGUCGAUAUGUUAAAAGCAGAGAUGAUAAACAACUGAGGAGUAAGGCAGGUGAGAAUGAUGUAAGCUCAUGUAGUCCUGAAGACUAUACACCAAAUGAAUCAGGUGAUCAAAUACCAGUUGUUCCUUGUGGCCUUAUUGCAUGGAGUAUGUUCAAUGACACAUACAAACUUUCAAAUAAUAAUAAGGACUUGGUCAUCAACAAAAAGAACAUUGCAUGGAAGAGUGAUCAAAAGGCCAAAUUUGGGUCUGAUGUUUAUCCUAAAAAUUUUCAGGCUGGAAGUUUGAUUGGGGGUGCUAGACUUAAUGAAAGCAUUCCUUUAAGUGAACAAGAGGAUCUCAUUGUUUGGAUGAGAACAGCAACACUGCCUACUUUCAGAAAAUUAUAUGGGAAGAUUGAAGUUGACCUUGAAGUUAAUGAUGAAAUAAUGAUAGUAAUAGAGAACAAUUAUAAUACAUAUGAGUUUGGAGGAAAGAAGAGCUUGAUUCUAUCAACCACAACUUGGAUUGGUGGAAAAAAUGACUUCUUGGGGAUUGCUUAUAUUCUCAUUGGUGGCUUUUCCUUGCUGUACUCUUUAGCUUUCCUACUAAUGUAUGUCAUGACGCCAAGACCACUUGGGGAUCCAACAUACCUGUCUUGGAACAGAAAUACAGAAUGAUUGAGCUAAUAUUAUGGGAUAUUUCAUCUUUUAGGAGUUUAUUUAACAAUUACUGCAUUUUUUCCCACAUCUCAAAAGGGAUAUGUCACAUUGGCUUGUAUUCAACUCUAAUCUAGAUGUGCCAUAAAUAUGCCAUUUUGAGGAGUACUAAUUAAUUAGCAAUGUUUUAGGGUUUUUUUAUUUAGUUUUAGAUUUCAAAUAUAGCAUAUUACGUAUAUGAGUUUUAUAUCGGCUGCACUUACAAAUGCUAUUUAUAUACACAAGAAGGGGUUGUCAUCUUCACUAAUUAAAUGUUGAGUGUAACAACUUUGAGCAAUGUUCAUUUAGCAUUGUACUAUUCAUGAACUAGUUAUGGUCAAAAUGCAAAGACCAUUCUUCAUGUUAUUUGAGAUUGCACUCAAGCUUUUGAGACGUGGAUUUGCAUUGUCCCCUAUUCAUACUGGCAGGAUUUUUUCAGCUUGGAUAUGGAAUAUAAAGCAUGGGACUCUGAUAAGAGUAAAAAUGAA
Messenger RNA from Cicer arietinum (chickpea), 1630 nucleotides. Its product is annotated as ALA-interacting subunit 3-like. Lineage: Eukaryota; Viridiplantae; Streptophyta; Magnoliopsida; Fabales; Fabaceae. The record is from RefSeq and is a predicted model, not a curated record. Gene Ontology annotation, cellular component: plasma membrane; endoplasmic reticulum; Golgi apparatus.